This is a messenger RNA of Penicillium pulvis, 1221 nucleotides long. Its product is annotated as Zn(II)2Cys6 transcription factor domain-containing protein. The record is from RefSeq and is a predicted model, not a curated record. The transcript has 3 exons. Lineage: Eukaryota; Fungi; Ascomycota; Eurotiomycetes; Eurotiales; Aspergillaceae. Bases 1 to 1221 code for a protein of 406 amino acids. Gene Ontology annotation, molecular function: zinc ion binding; DNA-binding transcription activator activity, RNA polymerase II-specific. Gene Ontology annotation, biological process: regulation of transcription by RNA polymerase II.
AUGCCGUCAAGCCAGCCAGGAUCCAAGGACCAGACCCGCCACCGUCGGGCACAUACUAAAUCCCGUCGGGGCUGCCGAAACUGUAAACUCCGAAGAAUCAAAUGCGAUGAAGCCCAACCGCAAUGCCAGAAGUGCAUUUCAUUUGGUGUCACUUGCAAUUAUAGAAUGGGUCAUAAUUCAGACUUGCAACUCGCGAAGAACAACACCAAUGACAGUCCCUUUGGUCACCUGGUUUUUGAUUCAAAACCUAGUCGAACCAUAUCUAUGCCUGCAAUCAUAGUAGGACAUGGCCCCGGCUCCUUCCAGAUGGACUCCGAUAGCCUGGCACGUCUAUAUCGCUUCAGAAACCGCACUGUUUUCUCUUUUCUAGGCCGAUUGGCCUGUGAGAUUUAUCAAAAUGAUGUUCACCCGUUUUUAAUGCGAAUCAUUUUGGCUGUCACUACCACUCAUGAUCGCUAUCUUGUGACAGGACCAGAAGACAACACACGAUCAGUCGCUGAGGUUUAUCAUGAAACUCAAUGCGCUGGACUUCUCAGAAAAAAGCUAUCUAGUCCAAUCUUAAAUGAAGAACGCGAUGCUCUUUGGUCCUCAGCAGCGAUGUUGGGGAUCGCUAGUUUAUCUUCCAUUGACGCAUCAACUCCAGCAGAAGCAUGGCCACUCAAACCCGACGAUCCAUCAGACUUUGACUGGUUGAACUUCUCAACGGGUAAGAAAGCAAUCUGGCGAGCAACCGAUCCACUUCGACCGGACAGCAUCUUUCACCGUAUGGCAGGCCACUAUACCGAGAUUAUGAAAACACCACCUCUUCGUGAAUUAUCAGAAAUGGCACCUGAAUUCGUCCAGUUAUGUUCACUGGACGAACCACUUGCUUGCAGUCAGAACCCGUAUUACUCCGCUGUUUCCAUGUUGUCUGAUCUGUGGCAAGCCACACAUACACGAGUGACCGGAAAAUUCGUCUCAUUUUUGAGCCUAAUGAGACCUGAUUUCAGAUCGCUGUUGGUCCGUAAAGAUGCACGGGCGCUACUGAUAUUUGCAUAUUGGUAUGCGCUUAUAUCCGACUCCUCUGUCUGGUUUAUAACAAGACGAGCGCGGUUGGAAUGCCAUUCAAUAUGCCUAUACUUGGAGAAAUACCAUGCUGACGAUGGUGAUAUUCAAAGAAUGUUAAAGUUGCCCAAGGCAAAGUGUGAAUGUGAUAGCCAGAUGCCACCAAUGUUUCUAUAG